Messenger RNA from Diuraphis noxia (Russian wheat aphid), 1368 nucleotides. Its product is annotated as acetylcholine receptor subunit alpha-like 1. Gene Ontology annotation, cellular component: membrane. The record is from RefSeq and is a predicted model, not a curated record. Gene Ontology annotation, biological process: monoatomic ion transmembrane transport. NCBI's taxonomy places the organism in Eukaryota, Metazoa, Arthropoda, Insecta, Hemiptera, Aphididae. Gene Ontology annotation, molecular function: extracellular ligand-gated monoatomic ion channel activity; transmembrane signaling receptor activity.
AGUCAAGACACCUUCGACUAUAAGGUCCAGCGAAUAUUUUCCGUUGCUGUUUUCAGUAUCGAUAUUGCCACCAGACACGAUGGACGGUCUAUGGUCAGGAUUGUUCCUGAUGGUUUUUGYCGUGUACUGCGCGACCGGCCACGCAAACAAAUCAAAACUACCAGACGAAAACAUCACGGCUGGACACGAAUUGAGAAAACAACUGUUACAAAAUUACGACAAAGUAGUGGUGCCCGCUACAAGUAAAAAACACGUUCAUAUGAAAGUGAACACUGUAUUCAACAGUGUGGAAUUGAGUUACGAAAAGUCUCAUAUGAUAAUUUACGCCUGGUUAAAAGUGACGUGGAUUGACGAUCGACUGACUUGGAACCCGAACGAUUACGAACAAAUCAAUUCCAUAAUGGUUGAACACCAUGAAAUUUGGCAUCCAGACCUCAUGGCCUAUAAUAACAUCGAGGCCAACACCGUAGUGUACGGAUACACGCAGAGCCUCGUGUUCAACACUGGAGACGUGUUGUGGGUGCAGCCUGUGCAGUACAAAAUUUAUUGCAAAGCCGAYAUGACUCAUUGGCCGUACGAUACGCAGACCGGAAUGUUAAAAAUCGGAUCGUGGGUGUACAGCACGAACACGAUAAAUAUGACGGACACCGCGCACGAGAUCGAAAUCAUUUCCCCUCAAUCGGAAUGGCAGAUAUCUCGAAUUUCCAGCGAGAAAAUUACAAAACUCUAUUCGUGUUGCCCGAACGAACCAUACGACCACAUCGAGUACAACAUCACCAUCAAUCGCAGCUUCAAGAACUAUCAUCCGGUGAUUUUCGUGCCGGCCUUAUGUACAGCUCUCUUGAAUCUACUGGUGUUUUGGCAUUCGGUAGAUGACUGCAAAUACAAAUUGAUAAUAAGCCUAUUCAACGCAUUGAUUGUCGUCGUCAUUCUACAAGUUCUGUAUUCGAAAAUACCUCUGGUACUAUCCACUGUCCCGUUAAUUGCUUUAUACUACACGUACAACCUGGGACUGAUAGUUUUGACGGCUAUAAUAUCAGUGGUGAUAAAAAAUAUGACAAUAACACGGAAACCACUUUCAAAACCAAUUUCAAGCAUCGUUCAAUCCAAAUUUAUAGAGUUCCUAGCAAUGGAAGUGAACGAACCAUCUUCGAGCAACGGAACUCAAAAYGAAGACAAAGAAAUAGAUUUACAAUAUAUAGAGAUAAACAAAAGACAGACAUUCGCUAAAAUAAUCGAUAAAAUAUGUUUUAUUAUUUUUUCAAUUAUUUAUGUUAUUCUUCUAUCACGCUUUGUGUUUUAGUUGAUGAAAAUAAUAUAUAUAUUUUUAUUUUGUUAAGUUAUUUAUCGUUUACAAUAACAUACAAU